Molecule: messenger RNA, 878 nt
Organism: Gracilinanus agilis (Agile Gracile Mouse Opossum)
Lineage: Eukaryota; Metazoa; Chordata; Mammalia; Didelphimorphia; Didelphidae
Product: NEDD4 family-interacting protein 1
Exons: 1
Coding region: 74-721 (215 amino acids)
Biological process (GO): ubiquitin-dependent protein catabolic process; positive regulation of protein ubiquitination; vacuolar transport
Cellular component (GO): perinuclear region of cytoplasm; endoplasmic reticulum; Golgi apparatus
Molecular function (GO): WW domain binding
Source: RefSeq, a predicted model, not a curated record
UCCGAGAGCAGCCCAGGCGCCGCUUUCCCCGGCUCCAUGUCCGCCGCGGCCCCUCCGCCCUCCCGGCUGCGCCAUGGCGGGGGCUGCCGAGCCCAGCAGCAGCAGCAGAUACCAGCAGCUGCAGAAUGAGGAAGAGCCUGGAGAGCCUGAGCGAGUCAUUAACGAUGCUCCUCCCCCGUACAGCAGCAUCUCUGCAGAGAGUGCAGCAUAUUUUGACUACAAAGAUGAAUCUGGGUUUCCUAAGCCCCCUUCUUACAAUGUGGCUACCACAUUGCCUACUUAUGAUGAAGCAGAAAGGACCAAGGCUGAAGCUACCAUCCCCUUGGUUCCUGGGAGAGAUGAUGAUUUUGUAGCAAGGGAUGAUUUUGAUGAUGCUGACCAGCUGAGGAUAGGAAAUGAUGGGAUAUUCAUGCUAAUUUUUUUCAUGGCAUUCCUCUUUAACUGGAUUGGGUUUUUCCUAUCUUUCUGUCUGACCACCUCAGCCGCAGGAAGAUAUGGGGCCAUUUCAGGGUUUGGCCUGUCUUUAAUUAAGUGGAUCCUGAUUGUCAGGUUUUCCACUUAUUUCCCUGGCUACUUUGAUGGUCAGUAUUGGCUCUGGUGGGUUUUCCUUAUAUUAGGCUUUCUUCUGUUUAUCAGAGGAUUUAUCAAUUAUGCAAAGGUUCAGAAGAUGCCAGAUACUUUUUCAACCCUCCCCAGGACCAGAGUUCUCUUUAUUUACUAAAGAUGUUUUCUGGCAAGGCCUUCCUGUAUUUAUGAAUUCUCUCUCAAGAAGCAACAGGACACCUGCAGGAAGUGAAUCAAGACUCAAAAGACAGAAGAAAUAAUCACCUGCUUUAAAAAAUAAAGUACUGUUGAAGAUAAUUUCUCAUUAUUUGUUU